Molecule: messenger RNA, 1097 nt
Organism: Bursaphelenchus xylophilus (pine wood nematode)
Lineage: Eukaryota; Metazoa; Nematoda; Chromadorea; Rhabditida; Aphelenchoididae
Source: the annotation of a GenBank genome assembly
AUGGUAAGUUUUUGUGUCAUUCUAGAUAGAUUAUUAGCGAGUCUAGAUUUUUAUAUUGUUUUAGACAUCAAAAAGCAUAAAUUUAUAAAAUUACUUUUAAAAUCUGCAAUCGUCUCCUAAUUUCGUCGAUUUUAGCCGCAAAACGAACACAUUGAACUGCACCAGAAGCGACAUGGUAAACGUUUCAACCAUGAAGAGAAAAAGUGAGUUUUUGUUAUAUUCUACAUGUUCUUCUGUGUUUAGACGAAAGAAGUUGGCGCGUCAGCCCAAGGUGAUCUCCAAAAUGGCCAAGAAGCUGAGAGGACAGAAGGCUAAGCUCUUCAACAAAGCCAGAUACUCCGAAAAGGUGCAGAUGAGGAAGCUGAUCAAACAGCAUGAAGAAAAGAAACAGACCAGUACAGUUGACGAAGCGCCCGAUGGAGCCGUCCCUGCCUAUUUGUUGGAUCGUCAGAAGCAAGUGGCUGGUAAUGUACUCAGUAAUUCCAUCAAGCAGAAGAGAAAGGAGAAAGCUGUAAGGAUUUUAUUUGGAUUUUUGAGAUUUAGGAUGAAUAAUGUUGGAUGGUCUCGGAAAUUCGGAAAAUUUUGAUGGUUAUACUCAACCUAGAUAAAUGGGUUUUAUACCAUUCGCAAGCUGAAUAAAUGACGGUUCUUUUUAGGGUAAAUACGAAGUCCCAUUGCCCAAAGUGAAAGCCGUCAGCGACGCCGAAGCCUUCAAGGUGGUCAACACGGGAAAAUCUCGACGAAAGGGAUGGAAACGAAUGUGUACGAAGGUCACAUUUGUCGGAGAGAACUUUACCCGAAAACCCGUCAAAUUCGAACGCUUCAUCCGACCUAUGGGUCUACGUUUCAAGAAGGCGCAUGUUACCCAUCCCGAGCUGCAGACCACUUUUUGUCUUCCGAUUGUUGGCGUCAAGAAGAACCCCUCGUCUCAGAUGUACACCUCAUUGGGUGUCAUCACCAAAGGUACGAUUCUGGAGGUCAACACGUCCGAAUUGGGAAUGGUUACGCAGGGCGGAAAAGUUGUUUGGGCCAAGUAUGCUCAAGUCACGAAUAACCCCGAAAAUGAUGGAUGUAUAAAUGCCGUUCUUCUGGUUUAA